Molecule: messenger RNA, 297 nt
Organism: Phanerochaete carnosa HHB-10118-sp
Lineage: Eukaryota; Fungi; Basidiomycota; Agaricomycetes; Polyporales; Phanerochaetaceae
Exons: 1
Coding region: 1-297 (98 amino acids)
Source: RefSeq, a predicted model, not a curated record
AUGGUGGCGUCUGGCAUUGCAUCACAUUGCGGCGAGCUCCAGGCUUACCGCCUGUUUGGGAAAGCUGCGGACCACGUAAUUUCACUGAUGUCGCUCGCGGUUGGUCUAGCUUUGCUUCGCGGAGAUGACCGGCACGAACUGUCGCCCAACGACAUAUUACCUCAUGCCAGCAGCAAACAUAUCGCGGCGCGAAUGCCGGUGCUCUCUCAGGCGGACUUGGAGGAGCCCGAACUGGGAGUGUGUGACCAGUCGACCAGACCUGUACCGCCCCGCGGACCUAGAUUGAGUCGUAUCUGA